Molecule: messenger RNA, 468 nt
Organism: Cutaneotrichosporon cavernicola
Lineage: Eukaryota; Fungi; Basidiomycota; Tremellomycetes; Trichosporonales; Trichosporonaceae
Exons: 2
Coding region: 1-468 (155 amino acids)
Source: RefSeq, a predicted model, not a curated record
AUGGCAACACCUUUGGCCCCACUCGCCAGCUCCACCACAGCGACGAUCACCAGCUGGACGACAGUAGUGGCCGCGGCUGCGACCGGGACCGCAACCGGCUGCGUGGGCAAGGGGUGCAAGAAGACGGACAAGGGCAAAGUCGCCGGCAUUGCUGUCGGGUGUGUGCUCGGUGUGUUUGUCGUUGCCGGGGCGCUCGCACUGCUGUGGUUUCGGGCGCGGCGGAAGAGGGACGACAAGUGGACGAAAGCCGACCCGCGCAUAUCAGUCGUGUCUCCUGAAGAGGUUGUGGUGCAUCCCCCAACUCCUGUCGCGACGCGCGCACCGUACCGCCCACACAUCUCGCUCGGCCGCGACGGGUGCUACACGCCCGUGCAGUACGAGGGUGAGGAGACGUACGUGUACCAACCUCAUUCCAACGCGAGCAAGAGCAGUCUGGGCGCGACCGAAGAGCGGCCGCAUCCGGGAUAA